CGCGCCGCUCAGUCGGGGCAGGACGGGCGCGCGACUGUCCGCUCUGCUGUCCUCCGCUGUCCUCAGCUGUCCACUCAGCUGUCCUCCGCGCACCGACACCUGGGCAGGAUGCUGUCGUUGCUGAAGUUCACGCUGGGUCCGCUGGACAUCGCGACGCUAGUGGUGUUCGCGCUGCUGCUGCUGUGCACAGACUACACCCCCUCGUGGUGGGGAAAGCACAUCCAAGGCAUGAUGCAGCGUAAGCCACGUGGUGCUGGCGGCGUGCCUGGUCCGCUGGCCCUGCCUCUACUCGGCACCAGCUGGCUCUACUGGCGCUGGGGCCGCUACAGUCUGUCACGCUUGCACCUAGCCUAUCGUGACAUGUUCCGGCGCUACGGGCCCAUCGUGAAGGAGGAGGCGCUGUGGAACUACCCGGUGGUCAGCCUGCUGGACCUGGGGGACAUCAGCAAGGUGUUGCGCCACCCCAGCAGGUGCCCGCUGCGGCCGCCCACGGAGGCCAUCGCCCAAUACCGCCGCUCGCGGCCCGACCGCUACGCCAGCGCGGGGCUGCCGCACGAGCAGGGCGACAAGUGGCACGAGCUGCGCGCGCUGCUGACGCCGGAGCUGGUGAGCAGGCGCACCAUGGACCAGUUCCUGCCCGAGCUGCAGCUCGUGGCGGAGGACCUGGCGGCGCUGCUGCGGGCCCGCAGGGACGCCGCCGGCCGCGUGGCCGGGGUCCUGGAGCUCGCCAACACGCUCGGCCUCGAGAGCAUCUGCGUGCUGGUGCUGGGCCGCCGGCUGGGCUUCUUCAACAAGGACCUGGGCGCGCUGGCGUCGCGCCUGGGCGCAGUCAUCAAGGAGCACUUCUUGGCGUGCCGCGACACCUACUUCGGCCUGCCGCUCUGGAAGCUGUUCCCCACGCGCGCCUACCGCCAGAUGGUGCGCAGCGAGGAGGCCUACUACGAGAUCAUCUCGGAGCUGGUGGAGGCGGCGCUGAGCGAGGAGCGCAGCACGUGUCCCGUGGACGGGAUCCGCAGCGUGUUCGCCAGCGUGUUGCGCGUGCCGCAGCUGGACGUGCGCGAGAAGAAGGCGGCCAUCAUCGACUUCAUCGCCGCCGGCAUCCAGGGCAUGUGCAACAGCCUGGUGUUCCUGCUGUACCUGAUGGCGAAGCACCCGGACUGCCAGCGGCGGCUGUUCCUCGAGCUGCAGGCACUAGGGCCGCUGACCGCGGAGAGCCUCAGAACUGCGCCCUACCUACGCGCCUGCAUCCACGAGUCCUACAGACUUCUGCCGGCAGCCAUCUCCAUCGCCAGGAUACUGGAGACAGACAUGGAACUGAGCGGCCAUCUGUUACCAGCUGGGACGGUGGUGCUGUGCCACACGUGGCUGGCGGGGCAGGAGGAGCGCCACUUCGCGGCGCCGGAGCAGUUCCGGCCCGAGCGCUGGCUGUCCCCGGACGGCAGGUUCGCGGCGGCGGGGAGCAUCCCCGUGGUGCCGUUCGGCUACGGCAAGCGCAUGUGCCCGGGCAAGGGCUUCGUGGACCAGGAGCUGAGGCUGCUGCUGGCCAAGCUGAUUCAAGAGUUCCACAUCGGCUUCGAGGGGGAGCUGGAGCUGCAGUUCGAGUUCUUCCUGUCGCCCGCGGGGCCGGUGAGCUUCUCCUUCACGGACCGCCAGUGACGCGCCGCCUGGCUCCCCCAACCCACCGCCCGUCACUUGCCGGCGUGCUUCGCGACCUUCAGGCCUUGCUGGUUCAGCAGUGGUCCCGACAGUGGUGUACCGAUUCAUGCAUCGUACACCUACUGACCAUCAGCCUCAAGUAAUAAUUAUACGCAAGUACAGUACACUCCAGAUUAUCCGCGAAAGUAAGUGGCAGGGCCACCGCGGAUAGUGAAUAUCGCGGAUAAUCCGCUAAAGAGCCUAAAAUGAAAAACAAAAAAGGAAACAUUAAUUUUAACUUAAAGAUCUAAAAAUUUAUGCACAGUAAAAGUUACAAUUAAUAGUAAAAAAUUUUUAAAUGAUGAUAAAAUGUUAGUAUUUUACUGAAUAAUUAACAUACAAUACAUUUCAGUAAUGUAAAUAUAAAAGUGCUCAACCAUACGACUAGAAACAAAGUGCGACAGAGACAAAAAUUGCAACGCAUGCCAGCCUACUGCGUGAGUUCCGAGAGGGCCUGUGGCGUUUUACUGUAUACUGCACACAAUACACUUGUCGGAAGAGUUCAAAUUUGCUCACUUGUAAUAAAAUACAGAUUUACAUAUGUGCUGUAUUUUUUCGUAGCAUGCGCGGAUAAUAGGGAGUUUACUGUAUCGUAACCUUUUUCAGGCCCAAAGCACCCAGCAGUUCAACAAUUUACACACAUUGACAUAGUUUAAAAGCUUAUUACUUCGUUCAAAAUAUAAAAGUGAGUUUACUAUUUGUAAUGGCUAUCUUACGUAAACUUAAUUUGAUAAAGAACUACUAGGUAUUAUAAUUUUUCAUGUGGCACGUGUAAUAUUAUUAACAUUGCCAUGUGAGUGAGUUUGUUGAGAGAACUACAAUGAAGGUAAAAAUAACAUUAAAAAGUGCCAACUCAUUUCCAAAGGUCUUGAAGAUCAAGCUCUUUUGUUUGUUUUGACUGAUUAGUAUUUAUAAUAUGAUAUAUAUGUUAGUGAUUAGGUUCAUAAGCCAAGAUGUAAGAUGAUGGAAUGACUGUAAAAUAUAUUUUUCUAAAGUUUAUAAUUAAAGUGUUUGCUAAUACAUAGAAUAAUAUAGUGCUUGAAGGUGUUAAGCAUAUAUAGGCCUAGUCAAUAUCAGGUGAUUGUUGGUAACUGAGGACUGUACAUGGUUUAUAAGUUCUGAUAUGUACAUGUAGUAUUAAUCUUAUCUAACAUAGAAUAUGUUGUUUUUUUUUUGCGUAGAAUAUAAGAAAGUAUAAUGUAAGGAACGUAUUUAUUCCGGUUUGUGUGAAUCAUGAUUUACCAUACUAUUUACUUGUUAAUUACUGUGUCAGUGCCACACGUCUGGGCAGAUUCAUGUAACUCAGGUUAAUAAUAUAAUUUGUAGAUGAUAAGUAGGUAAAUUGUAAUGAAUGCUAUUAUUACCAAGAACAUUUUUAAUUUUGAUUCACACUAUAUAUGAAUAUAAAUAUAUAAUAUGAAUAGCUUAUUUUAGGAACAACAUAAGUGACUGAACCAUCAUUUUAUUAGGGAGUACAAAAAAUAUCAGUACAUUUCUAAUUGUUGCAUUAAAUGUUUUAUACAUUUUGUAUGUAUUUUUGAUGAUACUUUAAAUUUAUCUUUAAGCUUUUGUUAGGGAAAAAUAACAGUUCUAAGUUGAGUUUUGAAAUAAAUUAAUGCUACCUAUUAACUUUUUUUUGUUUCUAAAUUAAAGCCUUUUCCUUUAAUAACUUCAACUAUAUUUAUUUACAAUGAAAUUAAAAUACAUAAAACAGUUAAUGCUAUGUAACUUGCAUAAAUCAAGAAAUUGCACACAAAAUAUUUUUAAUACUUAAAUUACACACUAUAUCAAAAAAAAUUUUACAUUUAUUACAGAGUUCCUUUAGUGUAUUGUUCCCCACUUGUUCUGGCCAGUUUUACAAAGCUUAAUAAAAAGUUGAACAUGUAAAACACACCAAUUACACAUUAGAGCAAAUUGUCUGAGGUCGCUCUGUGUUAUCCAUUUUGUUUAUAAUCAAAUUCCUUUCUUAUUAUUUGCAUCCUGUUUAUUUUAUUAUCAAGCAGAAGCAUAACUUUAUUUUCGGUUUAUAAACUUACUCAAACGAUGUCAAACUAAUCGCAAAUAAUUCAACCUAAUACUCCAGGCUUGACCAUUACGUUUUGAAACACAAAAAACUUUAAAUCAUUGCUCAGGUGUUGCUAUCUUAGACAGAAGCUAUAGUAGAUAUAGGUAAUUUUGUAUGAACCGUUAAGUGCAGAAACAACAUCCGCAAUAAUGAAGUUUUUCACAACAUUCUUAAGCUCAGAGAAAUGGGCUCAUUGAAGUUUCAAACUAGUGACUUACGUUGUUUCUGAAAGAAACUAUUCAUAUGGUGUGACUAAUUCAGUGAGAAUGCAGAUGUGCUACGAAACGUUUGUGAUUCGUCUUAAAAAUUACCAAGCAAUUAUAAAUUAUGGGUAGGGGCUGGCAUUUUUUGUGAAAUAAUCUACCAGCUCUCUGGCCUGCGAGAGAGGGAGAAGAGAUGCUAUCAAAGUUUCUUUCGUGCUAUCAGAUGUCUCACAAGCAGUGAAAGAUUUUACGCACUUCUCCUUAUAAAUGUUUUUUGACGUGACAACGUCUAAUAAAUCGAUGAAAGCCGGCUGCAAGCACGAAAAAGGAUGACUCAUUGUCCCGUUACGCUCAUUGUACCGUUACGCUCAUUGUAUGCUUGCGCCGCAUCUAUCUCUCUUCCACUCGAUUGGAACAACCAUCAAUUUGACUUUUUUGAGGCACAUUAAACUUGAAACACUCCCAUUCGUUUCCUCCUUUUCCUAUCAUCGUCCUAUCCUUAACAGAAUAACACGGAUUGGAAGAAGUUAAAUAGCAAACAUGUAUAAAAGUUAAAGUUAAAAUAAUCUCUUCGUUAAAGUUAUAAACAUAUUUCAAUUAAUGAGUGCAAAUAAAAGUAAAUUUAUCAAUUAAAUUGUAGAUUUCAUUUCACUCCAUCUUUGUAUCCAUACAAAAUAAUGAUAAUUCAAUAAAAAUAAUUCAAUUUUAUUCAUAAAAGUAUGCAAUCAUUUCAUCAAUGUUUUGUUAUGACGUUGUCACGUUAAACUAUCAUCCGUAAACCGACUUUACAGACAACCAAUUUCUUUGAACUGUAGUCUGGAGCCACGUUUGCGUAAGCACCAAGAAGCUUGCGUACCCAGACGUCUGUAGGUUACAGUAGUUUGCACCGAUACCCUGCACUGAACUAAAGAGCAAGCAACACAACCUAAACUUCAGGUUUGAGGAAAUAGCCAAUCCUGUUGGUUACAAAAUCUGUUGAGCUUCAGCAGUACGUGCAGGAUACGUAUUCAAAAGCUGUGAUCAUGUUAUUAGUUCGCACAAAGUGAUGGCGUCCUACCUCCAUACUUAUGGAAAAAAAAACUGGCUGAAAGUUUUCUUGUUCUGCUGUGUUGUUCUGUUAAAAUCCCAGAAUCCUAUGUUCUCACAUUGAAAUCAAUCUAACCUGAUUUCCUCCCUCCCCAACCCUUGUAAAACAUGUCUUAAAUUGUUGUCUCGCAACAUGAAGUCACCUGAGUGGUGGUUGAUGGUUCUGGAAAAAGAGGGAGGGGGGAGGAAAGGUGGUGAUGUCACUGCAACUGUUGCCAAAUCAGAGGCUGUACAGUGUUGCCAGUUAACACGCAUUAGCACUCUCGUAGCUCUUGGCCAUGUUCACUUCUUUGCUACACAAUAUUUUAUCUGUACAGCAAGUGCACGAUAAAAUCCUUUCACUAAACUGCAAGUAAUUAUGGUGUUAAUUGGAUACAAUUUAUAAUUGUAAAUUUUAUUGUCUGUGAUCACAUAUAGAAACAUCACAUCAGGUAUACUAUUUUUUUUGCUAUAAACUGAUUUUUUUUAUCAAUGGUUAAUAAAGAAAAUUUUCCUUAAAAAAAGCUGUAAUAUGUUUCUGUAUAAAGUUUUAUGAUAACUGAAAAUAUUUUUGUAUAUUAUUUAUUUUGCAAUUAUGUAUUUGUAAAAUACAAUGUAACAAAAUGUUUAAACUUAAAAUAAACAAAUAUCUUAGCAA
Messenger RNA from Bacillus rossius redtenbacheri, 5686 nucleotides. RefSeq names its product ecdysone 20-monooxygenase (gene shd). The record is from RefSeq and is a predicted model, not a curated record. The transcript has 11 exons. Bases 109 to 1656 code for a protein of 515 amino acids. Gene Ontology annotation, molecular function: oxidoreductase activity, acting on paired donors, with incorporation or reduction of molecular oxygen; iron ion binding; monooxygenase activity. Lineage: Eukaryota; Metazoa; Arthropoda; Insecta; Phasmatodea; Bacillidae.